AAUAGCUCAAUGUCCCCCGGGCGUUUUUCAACCCAAAUCAUUAAAGAAACCACCAACGGUCCUCAGAGCGAAUUUGACUGGAGAGUCCAGCUCUACGACUUUGACCUGAAAAAAAAUCCAACACUUUUUUCUUCUGGUUGAAGGAAGGUGGGCCUGAAAACAUAGGGGCAACGAAAGGGAAGUUGAUGUCGUCCGCCUACUUCUACAUCACCGAUGCGCCUCUUCCGAAGUCACAAUCCUCGCCAACCACCACCAGCUCCUCCUCCUCCUCCUCUUCAGCCGACUCUUCUUCAUCCUUCUCUUCCUCCGACACCACGUCGUCCUCGCUGCAAACCGAGCUCUCCAGUAUACUCCCCCCUGAAUUUUCGGCUUCGAGUCCGACAGAGACAGACAGUUCAUCGACAUCUGCAGCCACCCAAGACCAAGAAGAAAGAGCUACCGGCGGUGCGGGUAGUGAGAGCUCUGGAGGAGGAGGAGAAGGAGGAAGAGAUCUCCCGGUUGCCGCCCAGGUAGGAAUUGGCGUUGGCGUUUCUAUUUUCGGGCUCACGGUCAUUGUUUGCGGCAUCUUGUGGUUCCGGUACCUGAGGAAACAACAAAAGGUGCUUGUCGAGCUCCAGCAGCGAGUCUCCUCUCAGCCUCCUGACGGUGCCGCCAUGUGGAAAAUGCAGCAGUACCCAUUCGGGCUGGCUGCACCCGACCACUACCUCCGCACCGAGCUGAGUGGCAGUCUCGGUCCCCCUCGCGCGGAACUCAGCUAGUGCCCACAGAGUCGGGCUACCGAGGCCGGCAAAUGGAGGUCCACCGAGUCCGGGGAUGGAUUUUGCGAUUUUGCAAAGUUCCCCAAACUGGAGUGCUCAAACGGCAGUGCUCAACCGUACUUUGGGCGUCCGUGUCACUAGUAUUUGUACAUACUUAGACAUACCACUUUUCGUUUCGAGCCCCC
Molecule: messenger RNA, 943 nt
Organism: Thermothelomyces thermophilus ATCC 42464
Lineage: Eukaryota; Fungi; Ascomycota; Sordariomycetes; Sordariales; Chaetomiaceae
Exons: 1
Coding region: 186-758 (190 amino acids)
Source: RefSeq, a predicted model, not a curated record